ACGAAUAAUAAGCUGUCCUUCUUUGGGCUGCCUGAUCGUCCCUCGAAAUCAUCAUCGAGCACCUGGGUUGGCUGUGCAGUCGUUGGCCUUCCUUCCCCUCGACGAGUCCGUCACUCUUCAAGCAUACCUUUUUCUUUCAAUAUAAAUUCUAUCCUACUACUCACCAUUUCAUUUCUCUUCCCUUCACUUUCAUCGCUAUCCCCAAAUUUCUCUUUUGUUCUCUCCAUGGAGGCCUCUACUGUUCUCUCUCGCAUCGGGCUGGCGGGCCUCGCCGUUAUGGGCCAAAACCUGGCCCUAAACGUCGCCGAAAAAGGCUUCCCGAUCUCCGUCUACAAUCGUACAACGUCCAAGGUUGACGAAACUCUAGAACGUGCCCACCGUGAGGGCGAGCUGCCUUUGACCGGCCACUACUCUCCCCGUAACUUUGUGCUCUCCAUCCAACGCCCCAGAUCUAUUAUCAUCUUAGUCAAAGCCGGUUCCCCUGUUGACCAAACCAUCGCCGCGCUAUCCGAGCACAUGGCUCCGGGCGACUGUAUUAUCGACGGCGGUAACGAGUGGUACCAAAACACCGAGCGUCGCAUCGAAGAAGUUAGCCAUAAAGGGUUGCUUUAUCUCGGCAUGGGCGUGUCGGGAGGCGAAGAAGGCGCGCGUAACGGCCCGUCGUUAAUGCCUGGCGGGUCCUUUGAAGCGUACAAUAACGUUAAAGAUAUUUUACAGAAAGUGGCUGCUCAAGUUGAGGACGGGCCGUGUGUUACAUACAUAGGUGAAGGCGGUUCUGGUAAUUUUGUGAAAAUGGUUCAUAACGGAAUCGAGUACGGAGAUAUGCAGUUGAUUUCUGAAGCUUACGACGUGUUGAAACACGUAGGAGGGUUAAGUAACAGCGAGUUGGCGGAGAUAUUUGCGGAGUGGAACAGGGGUGAAUUAGAGAGUUUCUUGAUUGAGAUAACUGCCGAUAUUUUUAAAGUAAAGGAUGAGUUGAGUAAUGAGGGUGAGCUUGUCGAUAAGAUUUUGGAUAAGACUGGAAUGAAGGGGACGGGUAAGUGGACAGUGCAGCAAGCUGCGGAGCUCGCUGUGGCUGCCCCAACGAUUGCGGCUUCAUUGGAUUGCAGGUACCUAAGUGGUUUGAAGGAAGAGAGACAGAAAGCUUCUGAGGUUUUGAAAGAGGCUGGGUUGAAGGACGGAGUGCAAAAUGUUGGAAUAAAUGUUGAUAAGAAGAGGCUAAUUGAUGAUGUUAGACAAGCUUUGUAUGCUUCCAAGAUUUGUAGCUACGCCCAGGGGAUGAACUUGUUGAGGAGUAAGAGUGAUGAGAAAGGCUGGAAUUUGAAUUUGGGUGAAUUGGCUAGGAUUUGGAAAGGUGGGUGUAUCAUAAGAGCUGUGUUUUUGGAUAGGAUUAAGAAAGCUUGCCAAAGGAAUCCGAAUUUGGCGAGUUUGGUUGUGGACCCCGAGUUUGCAAGGGAGAUGGUGCUGAGGCAGGCGGCAUGGAGAAGAGUUGUGGGGAUGGCGAUUUCAGCUGGGAUAAGCACGCCAGGGAUGUGUGCUAGUCUUUCCUAUUUUGAUUCCUAUAGGAGAGCAAGGUUACCUGCCAAUCUUGUUCAGGCUCAGAGGGACUUGUUUGGGGCUCACACUUAUGAGAGGAUUGAUCGCCCCGGGGCAUUCCAUACCGAAUGGACCAAACUUGCUCGUAAGAGUGGCGCUGGUGUUGGUGCGUUCAACUGAGCUCCUGCUGGUGAUUUAUUUUUCAUUUUCGGUUGUAUGCUUCAAUUGAUUAAUAAGAAAUGCUUGCUUUCUUCA
Mangifera indica (mango) is the source of this 1791-nucleotide messenger RNA. Its product is annotated as 6-phosphogluconate dehydrogenase, decarboxylating 3, chloroplastic-like. Gene Ontology annotation, molecular function: NADP binding; phosphogluconate dehydrogenase (decarboxylating) activity; phosphogluconate 2-dehydrogenase activity. Gene Ontology annotation, biological process: pentose-phosphate shunt; pentose-phosphate shunt, oxidative branch. The transcript has a single exon. The record is from RefSeq and is a predicted model, not a curated record. The coding region runs from base 226 to 1716 and encodes 496 amino acids. Gene Ontology annotation, cellular component: cytosol. Lineage: Eukaryota; Viridiplantae; Streptophyta; Magnoliopsida; Sapindales; Anacardiaceae.